This is a messenger RNA of Linderina pennispora, 1181 nucleotides long. RefSeq lists its product as uncharacterized. The transcript has a single exon. The record is from RefSeq and is a predicted model, not a curated record. Gene Ontology annotation, biological process: rRNA processing; tRNA processing; nuclear-transcribed mRNA catabolic process, RNase MRP-dependent. Gene Ontology annotation, cellular component: nucleolar ribonuclease P complex; cytosol; ribonuclease MRP complex. The coding region runs from base 46 to 1125 and encodes 359 amino acids. Gene Ontology annotation, molecular function: ribonuclease MRP activity. NCBI's taxonomy places the organism in Eukaryota, Fungi, Kickxellomycota, Kickxellomycetes, Kickxellales, Kickxellaceae.
CACUUUGGUGUCCAUUUUACCAUUCUGCAUUCCAACUAAAAUCAAAUGUCUGUUGUUUCAAAGUCUAGUGCUACAGUGCGCAAAAAAGCCCAUGAUAGACGCACUGUCUUCAAGCAUGCUCUGGAAAAACCUUAUGCAACGUCAUGGCCAGAGGUUGACGGUGACAUGCAGUCCGCCAUUGUGAGUGACAUAUGCGCUACACUGUCGGCUCAUGAGGAGACAUUCCAGCGUGCAAAGCAUGCAAUUAAGAAGGAGCAAGAUUGUGCCAGGUCAGCAGCCAAAAGAGCUAGCCAACUGGACAAGAAGUGGUCAAAGGAUCAGAGGGCACAGCUGGUGAAGGAUGGCAAGCUCCAGAAGGACAUUGAGCAGCAGAUACGUUCGGCACUAGAGGAACGGCGGAAAGCGAGAGACAAAAGUAUUCGCAGUAGGAGAGACGAGCUGGAGGCAAAAAACGAGCACGUCCGGCAAAUGCGCGAGAUCCUUGAGCAAGUAGUCGUUGGCAUCAACAAAAACACACGAGUACUUGAGAGGAUGGCUGCAGAGGGUGAAGGGUGUACAUGCAAGCUAGGCCUAGUCGUGGUGUGCCGAGGUGAUGUUGACAUACAGCUUGUGAGCCAUCUGCAGGGGCUGGCACAUGCGGCAUUCGUUGCUGUUGAAGGAGAACCGGCAGCAGACACAGAUAUUGCUGGGCUGCGCAUGGUCGGUGUUGGCAAGGGAUCCGAGAAGCAGCUGGCGCUGGCGAUACACCAGCCGCGCGCCUCUGUACUGGGCAUCAAGGCUGGCUCUGAGCUUUUCAAGGACCUCUUGGCCAAAGUACCAAAGACGUUGCCCCCACCAGUGCUGGCAUGGGUCGGUGGUGGUGAGAGAGGGCUGGUGAAGAUGGCAGUGCGUGAGAUUAGGACAACCGCACCUAUUCUUAAUCGAGGCACAAAGAACAAGCGCGAGGAGACUAGCGACGAGGGAAAGCAGGAAACCAAGGACGCGAAGAAGAGGAGGCUGACGAAGAAAAAGAAGCAGCUCCAGAAGAAAAAGAAGCAGCUCCAGAAGAAAAAGAGAAAGCCGGCAAGGCUGAAGGCAGAGAAGACGACGUCAGCACCCAAGCCCAAAGAGGGUGAAGGGAAAUAGGACAGAUAGCCAAGGUAUUCUGCCAUCAUUUGGAUUAUUUUGCAAUAUAUGUUGGC